AUGAGUUCAAACGAUGAAGAAAGUGAGGUUACUUCAGAAGAAUUUUUUCCACGGAUUUAUCAGAAAACCGCUGCCAGUGAUGAGCCAUCAACAUCCCAGGCGCCUUCUGGAACUCCAUCGGAAGAAUUACAGACAGCUGACUUGCAACUUUCAAACUCGAUAAAAUCUAAUCUGGAAAUAGUUGACUCUGAAGAUGAAGAUGAUGUUUUAACCUGUUAUCAGGAAUUUUGCCAAUAUCGCGGGGCUUCCCGUAGAGACUGGAGCUCUGAAGGACAUGGGAGUUCUUAUAGAGAACCGGUGGAAAUUUUUCGCCACUUUGAACCGCAGCUUGCAAGGAUCGAUCUGAAUCAGGAACAGCAAGAAGAUCACGUUUCGAAUCUCAAAAACGAAGUGAAUGAUUUUCUCGUAGACUGUGUUGCAGCUGAAGAUAAAAUGAAGUUAUGUCUGACAACCAUUGCUCAAAAUUCAAGAAGACUGGAUGAGUUUGAGAAGAAGCUUUCCUCUAUGAACGACAAAGAAGAGACGACAACACAGGAGGCUAUUGUAUCAGAACUGUUUUAUCAAAUCAGAACUGCAAGACUGAAACAGAAUGAAUUGAAGAAUCAACUUGCAUCCUUUGGUUUGGAUGGUAGGAAAGUAUCGGGAGGCAGCAUGCUAGCCAGUCAUAUUGGAAGAGAAGAGUUGGGCUGUGUGGAAUUAUCCGUGUUCCAAGCAGUUCUUGAAAUAAACUGCGACAAUGUUAUUGCAAUUUGCAAAGGAGAAUAUAAACAGGCAAAACUUGAAGAUCAAUCCCAGAAUGAAGGGAAGCUAGGAGCUUCCAUUCUUCAUCAUUUUUUGAGAAUCGAAGCAAGUAUUCUAAAAUUUCAAAGGAUUAGUGCUUUGAGACGGAUUGGCAAGGAAGUUUUGGAGAAGAAGGAACAAAAGACAAGGAUUCUUAGUGAUAGGGUAGUACAAUUCCAUCGAGGUGGUCUACGGACUGAUCUUAUUGAAAUUUGUACUGAACUCAAGACAUUGAGAAAUGAGCUGAACAACAUAUUGAGUUUGAGACGGAUGUCAUUUGUUUAUUUUUCCUUUGAAAAUCACUAUCAAGAACUAUUUCUAUCGGGAAAGUAUACUCAUACUGACAUUGACGAACUAUUGGUUAUCCCUGACUUCGUGCUAGAUGUUUUGAUGUAUUUGGAGAUGACUGGUAUGCAAGUGAUUGAAAAAGCCCGAGCUGAAGUAGCGGAACAAAACCAUGUUCUGAAAGCAGCGGAAAAGUUUCUAGCUACAGCGAGACAAGAUAUGAUUCUGCUUGAUGAGAAUGGAAUAAUGCUGGAAGAAAAAUACAACACCGUCAGAGAAAUGAUAAACAACUUUGAAACCGGCAUAAACCGAUUAAACGAACCAUUGAUCAGGAACCAAUAUUUGAUAAUAUCUCGACAAGUGGAGGAUGAAAAAAAAUUGUUAUUGGAGAAGUCAUCUGAAAUCUGUCUCAUUCUCUCUGAAAUUAAUGUUCUUCUCCGCCUCGUUCUUCCCAACAUCCCACGAGAGAAACUAUUGGAAAUUAUGGAUGAGUUGAUGUCACUGGUUUCAGAUAUCGAAGAAACUGCAUCAAGUGUCCUGGCAGCUAUCCGUGACCACUGUAACGACUCGAUGACUUUGGAAAAAACUGAAAAAUGGGGGGAGUUGACUGGAAAAGUUUACUGGACCCUUACAGCAAUUCACUUGAAUCUUCCGACUUUCAAUUUAAGCAUCAUUCAGACCAAUUUGAUUCAUAACCUGAUUACUCAUAUCAACUCGUUCUACAUGCCACGUUGGUGGGUCGCUUUUCUAGAAGUAGUCGGUAAAGAAAAAGACGUGGAGAGUUUUUGGAGUAAGGUCUACAAGUAUCGAGACGAGUUGAAGGUGCUGACGGAGCAAGUGGAGGCAAUACUUGGAUAUGAUUAG
Molecule: messenger RNA, 1929 nt
Organism: Caenorhabditis remanei
Lineage: Eukaryota; Metazoa; Nematoda; Chromadorea; Rhabditida; Rhabditidae
Exons: 10
Coding region: 1-1929 (642 amino acids)
Source: RefSeq, a predicted model, not a curated record